Neolamprologus brichardi is the source of this 2389-nucleotide messenger RNA. RefSeq names its product ecto-ADP-ribosyltransferase 5-like. Lineage: Eukaryota; Metazoa; Chordata; Actinopteri; Cichliformes; Cichlidae. The record is from RefSeq and is a predicted model, not a curated record. Gene Ontology annotation, molecular function: NAD+-protein-arginine ADP-ribosyltransferase activity; NAD+ poly-ADP-ribosyltransferase activity.
AGUUAUCAUUCAGAAUUUUAUCGUCUACAAUGCUGCUUUGUUUAUUCUUACAGGUGUUUGGUACUUUGUCUGGCAGAUUGUGCUAUCUGCCAAAUAAGGUGUUGCAUUAGCCUACCAAAAUAUAAUCAAAUAAUGUUUUCUGUUUCUGCCAUAUGUUAUAAAUUAUAGGCUGAAUUCAUGGAUAAUAUGCGUUAUACUUUCAGUGAUUCUUGUUAAGCAUUGUGUGCCUUUAAAAGGAUGAUAAGAAACGAGAGAUGGGAAUAACUUGCAGCUUUUCCCAGCUGGAUUCAGACUAGGUAUUCUGGAGUUUAUGGUGGCAACUUUAACUCCCACAGCCGGAGUGUUUCCAGGAUUUUGUCAAUGGGCUGGCACGAGAAGACCAAGAACAAGGCAGAGUGGCACAUAGAAAAUCAGAACAUUUAUUAAAAAUUUAUUAAUAUUAAUGAACUGUGACUGUGAUAGAUUUUUCUAUCCAUAAAACUAAAUUCAACAUCAAUUUCUUUAUUGAACUUUCUCUCAACAUUAGUGAACUUCUUCACUUUUUACAUUUUCCUCAGUGGCGAUUUUUCAGGGAGCAGAUUUUUACGAUAAACAUGCUUACACAUGUCGUCAGUGUGUUUCCUGAGUUAGUCAGCGAUUAUCUUCUUGCUUCUAAAGAAACCACACCUUGAUGUAUCUUUCCAUGUCUCUGACAAAUAAAGAGCAUAUAAAAUGUAAAAUGCUUUGCAAUGAAUUUAGUCUUAUUACACAGACAUUUCAGACAUCAGUAAGUUUUUUUUGGUCCAGCAGCAGGGCGAUAACUACUGUCUAAAUGUAACACUCAUCAUUAAGCUACACAUCAAUGAAAUAAAAGCUGAUUGCGCACACACACACAUUCGCUGUAAAGGCUAAAUGUUAUUUAUAUUCAUCUGUGAGGCUCCAGUUCAUUUUUUAUAAAGUCUGCAUUGAAGAGGUACUGAGGUAUUUGCCCCCAUGAGCUAUACUGAAGCCAUGCUAGAUCAGAGAUAUAAAGAUAAUUUAUGGCCAAGCUUAAAGGGGCUAAACCUGAACCAGCUUACAGGAACACAGUAAUGUUCCUCACUAAAGCAGAAAGCAGAAAAAGUAACUGUCGUGUAACAGUGACAAGUUACUUUCUUACACAGGAAAGACUAAAGGGCUGCACUGUAUGAUAACUUGUUCCAGUUCCUCAAACCCUUGCUUUCGCUUUCCUGCAGUUUGAUGGGCCCCUUGCUGUUCUCCCUGCUUCAGGGCUUUCUUGCACUAUGUAGAAGACAAAGAGGCCAAAAAAUGGAGAACAGAAGAAAAGUGCUUGCUGCAAUAAUUUUCACAGUUGCCUGCAGCAAAGUGACUGCACAGGAAACAAGACUACUGGAUUUUCUAAAUAGCACAGAUGUUGUAGAUGACCAGUACAAAGGAUGUGGUGAAGAGGCCAUGAAGAAGUUCAUCGAGUCAGACGUGUUAAAACAAGAACUAAGCAGCAGUGAAGGAUUUCAGAAAGCGUGGAAUAAAAGUAACGAGUGUUCAAAACAGAUUCCAGGAGGAAGAAAAGAGCAUAGUGCUGCACUUUCAGUCUAUCUUAAAGGAGAUCGGCCUUUCAUACUAACACUGAACAAAGCAAUAGAGACAAUGGGUGGAAAUGUUAGCAUCUAUGAAAACCACUUCAACUUCAAGUCUCUUCAUUUCCUGCUGAUGGACUCCAUGAGGCUGCUGAAGCCAAAGGAGUGCAAGAACUUUUAUGUUUUUCAAGAUGGUCAAAACCAACCACAGAAAGGCUCCACAGUGAGAUUUACAAGUUUCACUUUAGCUUAUUCAGACUAUGAAGAGCUGAAGAGAUUUGAAGAUGUCAAUAAGAAUACUAUUUUAAAUCUCACUUCUUGCUUCUUUGUCAACCUGAAAGACUAUGUGUGCGGUCAAGAACAGGAUGAAAUACUCUUAUCUCCAGCAGAAGUUUUCACUGUGGAACAAGUGAAAACAAAAACUACAUCGGAUGAUGACCAAUACCUUGAGAUUGAUUUGAAACAGUCGGGACUGAACAGCUCACACAACUGUUACAUCUUUUCACGGUCUCCUCUAGCUGUUGUCUCCACCUUGUGGCUUGUAUUAGUGUUUGCAGCCUUAUCCUUAUCUGUUUAGUAAACACAGUUAUCAUUUUCUACAAUACUGCUUUGCUUAUUUGUGUAAUUGUUUUGCAUAUUUUUUCUGAUCGAAUGUGGUAUCUGUGAAAUAUAAUCAAACAUAGUUUUCUGGUUCUGUUGUGUUAUGAAGUCAUGUGAUUGUAUGUCAACAAUGGUGAUUGGAUGUCUAAAGAUAAAAGUGAAAGAGGGGAGAUGCAAAUGGGUAAAUGAGUAUAAAAAGCGAGCUUUUCUCCUGUUAAAUUGCUCUAAUAAAA